Misgurnus anguillicaudatus (oriental weatherfish) is the source of this 2768-nucleotide messenger RNA. It is a transcript of the gene phlda3, whose product is annotated as pleckstrin homology-like domain, family A, member 3. Gene Ontology annotation, biological process: positive regulation of apoptotic process. The record is from RefSeq and is a predicted model, not a curated record. Gene Ontology annotation, molecular function: phosphatidylinositol phosphate binding. NCBI's taxonomy places the organism in Eukaryota, Metazoa, Chordata, Actinopteri, Cypriniformes, Cobitidae.
GUCCUUCCUUCAGAAACACGAGAAGAGUCGCUUUCAGAGGAGCAAGUACCAACAUGCCCGGAUUAUGGGACUUCCAAGUUGACUGUAGCAAUAAAUAAAAGUCGGAAAUUGAUCUUUAACCACAGAGGUGUCCGCCGGCACUGUAGUGACGAUGUGUUAUAAAACUGAACCGGUUUCUUGAUACAAUUACUUUCAACGGAAACAUUUAGUGUAACUAAACGGCACAAAUGCAGCCUUAUAUUCUGUAGGCGCACAUCGGUUAUGCGCGUUUGCGUAAAAUCUUUGUAAACGCUACGCGAAAACAGCAUUGGACGCUUCGCCUUUCGUCAUUUCAUACGUUGUUUUUGUACAUUUUUACACUUCACUCACGAUGAGCCAGUGUAAAAUCAUGAAGGAUGGUUAUUUAGAAAAGAGGAGCAACGGACUUCUACAGCUGUGGAAGAAGAAGCGCUGCGUUUUGACCGAGGACGGGAUCUGUCUUUAUGACUGUAAAGGCGAGAACGGUAAAGAGAUGCGCUUCGAACAGAUGACCACACUGGAUUGCGUGGAGUAUACGCGGGGUCUGGUAUACUUCACCAUCGUGAUGAGCGACGGGAAAGAGAUUGACUUCAGAUGCCAGCAGGAGGGAACGGCGUGGAACGCGGAGAUUGCGCUCGCGCUGGUGCGCUUCAAAAACCGCGUCGCCGUCCAGACCGGCAGGAACAGACAUAUGUCACAUCUGGGCAGCUGCGGGGAGGGAGAUGUCGAGCUUUGAGGCUCAGACCCAGACUGGACGAAAGAAGGACAAAAAAAACGAAGGCACCAAAUGGAAACCCUAUGUUAAGAAAUCACCUGAUGAAAGGUUUAUACUAAACUAAGCACGGUAGUCCACGGAGAAAACUUGUUUCCUUUCUUUUGUACUUUCACCAUUUUUAAAGUGAUACACACACCUUUUCGCGUGUAUACAGACAAAGUGGAUCGAAUUGUAGCCGUUGAUGUUAAUCACCGUGGAUAAGCUUUUGUACACAGUGGAGUGGCUUUACACGCACUUUUGUUGCUGAGGCCAAUGGCAGUAUUGAGAAACCCAUUGGAUUGCUCAUCGCCAUAAUUCAACACGCUAAUUUCACAAUGCCUGAGUGUGUCAUGCGUGGAUAUUGGUGAAGACUUUUCCUAUUUUCAAGAGACUUGAAAAUACUAAAUGUACCAAAUGGAGGACACUGUUUUGGACUUACACAGUAUUAUAAAGCAUGAUGCUGCUUUAAGAGACAUUAACCAUAGAUGAAGUAUGACUCACGGCCGCUGCGCUGAACUGUUUAACAUUUCAUAAGGACAAUCUGGAAUCAUUCAGUUCUUCGAGGUUUUUAACACAGCAGGAAGACCAGACCGCCGUUUUCUGGAAUGUAUCCCAUGGAUGGAUGGAAAACUGUGCGAUGCUGUUUUUACUUUAAACACAGUUUCUUUAUAUUCACUAUAGCUUUUGUAACCCAAGCAGCUGCCAAAGUUAUAAAAUGACCUCCUGUUUUCUUUAUAGGAAAUGAGUGUUUUUGAAUAGUACACAAAACACAUGAUGUCAUAAGGUACACUUUGUUCAAACGGAUGCUUGGCCAAAUAAGGCCCAUUAGUGUGAUUUUCUCCUAAUGAAAUUGCGAACGCCCAAGGCAACAGCGGGAUAUUUGAAGUUCGGCUAGUAAGAAGCCCAGGACAAUAGCGUCUGCUUUAAUUUCACGUGUUAAGUGCAGCAGUUAUAUCCUCUCGUAGCCGACUCUUAAACUCAAGUGCUUGUGCGGCACAUGCCCGGACAAUGGCUUCACUGACUAAUACUGUCCCGCCUGUUCUGUUUGAGAAAAGUUGUCAAACAGGGCUAUUUUACCGACUCAGUAGGUUUUGUUAUUGUGCGGUAAGUCUUACAUCUUAGCAUGCUCCUCGCAUACAGGUGUGAAAUGGACGGUACACUCCUAAAAAACGGUUUUAAAGGGUUCUGCACAGCGAUGCCAUAGGAGAAACAUUUUGGGUUCUCAAAUGAACCUUUAAUGUUUCCUUUUUAUUCUUUUUUAGUUUGUAGAUCCUUUUGUGCAAUAAUAGCUUCAUUGGAUGUUAAAGGUUUUUUAUAGAACCAUACAGCCGAAUAAAGAUCUUUAUUUUUUAAGCAUGUAAUCUGAAACAUAUUGCAACCAGUUUGUUUUCACACUACCAAAGUGCCGAAAUUCUUAAAAAUAAGGUGCUUAAAAGGCUAUGCCAUAGAAGAACCAUUUUGUUUUUGGUUCUUCCAAGAACCAUUUCUUUCUUAAGCCGCCUUUCCACUGUACACGUCAAACGAUGGCUGAUCAACGGGAAGUCAUUAAUUCUCUUUAUUACACGGCUCUCUGGAAUGCUUGAUUCUGAUUGGUCAGUUGAGACAUUUGCAGGUUCGUUCUUUUCAAAUAAUAACCGCUCCAAAGUAAUAACGCAUAGCCGGUACUACUUGUAUGUUUAAAAUCCCUCCGCGCCAACAAAGAUUACCGUUUGGCGCCAUCUUGUGACAAACACUGGACAACCACAAUUAACAAUGGAAAAUUUCGACAUUAACAUGUACGGUAAAAUCAAAACGUUUGAACAGUGGAUAGAUUUGGACGAUUCAAAUGGCUCCCCAAUUAAGACGAAAAAACGAAAAUUGAACUACGAAGAACAAACAACGACAAGACACAGAGAGCUUACUGAGACUGAACUUGACAAAAUAGAGCAUGACAGCUACGAAGUCAACAAACAAAAAAAUACAGAAUGGGCAAUAAAAGUUCUCAAAGACUGGCUAA